Messenger RNA from Petromyzon marinus (sea lamprey), 6871 nucleotides. RefSeq names its product transmembrane emp24 domain-containing protein 1-like. NCBI's taxonomy places the organism in Eukaryota, Metazoa, Chordata, Hyperoartia, Petromyzontiformes, Petromyzontidae. The record is from RefSeq and is a predicted model, not a curated record.
CGCCCCUCCCCUCCGCACCCGCCCCUCGCCUCCUUCGCUCGCCACUUUUAAUGGCGAUAAGUUGUUAACGACUUCCAAUCGUGGCCGGCGUGUUCACGUCUCGCUCGGUUGGACACUCUGACCGAGUGCUUUGUUUCGUUUUUCACCCACCCCACCUCGCCCACCACCCCCCACCACUACCAACCACUCACUACUACCACCACUACCAACCACUCACUACCACCACCACUACCACCCGCCACGACCACCACUCGCCACUACGAGCUCCACCAACCACACACUUUUGAGAUGUGGCCGCACCACCAUCAUCACCACCACCAUCAUCACCCCCUCCACCUCCUCCUGCUGCUGCUGCUGGUGCCGUCGCUGGCGAACGGCUUCGCGCAGUCCCUGGACGGGGACUUCACCUUCUCGCUGCCCGCGGGUCGCACCGAGUGCUUCUACCAGGCGCUCACCGCGGGCGCCUCCAUGGAGGUGGAGUACCAGGUGAUUGAUGGCGCGGGCAUGGACGUGGACUUCUCAAUCUCGUCUCCUACAGGACAAGUCCUCUUUGCCGAGUACAGGAAGUCAGAAGGACUCCAAAGCGUGGAGGCCAAGCAGGACGGAGACUACAUGUUCUGCUUCGACAACAGCUUCAGCCAUGUGUCGGAGAAGGUGGUGUUCUUCGAGGUGAUCUUGGACAACAUGGAGGUGGAGAAGGAUGACAAGCCAGCAUGGAAGGACUUUGUGGAAGUCGAUGAAAUUAUUGACAUGAAGCUGGAGGACUUGCAGGAGACCAUGGACAACAUAAAGACCCGCCUCGGCAAAAGCAUUCAGAUGCAGUCCGUGCUGCGAGUCUACGAGGCCCGCGACCGAAAACUGCAGGAGACCAACUUCGAGAUGGUCAACCUGUGGUCGGGGAUCAGCAUGGUGGUGCUGGUGAUGGUGGCCGGCCUGCAGGUGUACACGCUGCGCAGCCUGUUCAACGACCAGCGGCGCGUUCGCACGUAGCGCUUGGUGCCAGCGCUCGCUCGCAUGCACGCACCACGCCUGAGCGUGCACAUAGCGUGUGCGACGCUGGUGCUUCACUGGGGGAGAGGGGGGUGGGAGGGGGGAGGGGAUCUCGUACUCAAACGCCGAUGGAUGUUAUCUUGUAGAUGCACCACCUAGCCUGUGUGUCCCCGGUUGUUCUACAUGAGUUUUGAGACUUUGUUUUAAUGAGCGACUUUGAAAUCUAUGGUUAUUGUGAUUUGGCACUCCCAUUGACAGUGCCUAGUGAUGUAUCUGUGAUGCCAACCCAUGUACAGUUUAAUACUGCAUCAAUGCAAUGACAUCACUAGGAAGCUGUGACUUGAGUGACCAUGAUUAUAAAAUAAUGUUUAUUUAUAACGAAGCCAAGAGCGUAUCACACAGUCUAGGUACAUAUCUGCAAGCGUCUUACCUUAAAGCCACAGGAACACUUAGGGGCUUGAAACUUGGGUUUCAAAAGACCAGAAUUUUUUGGCUCGCAGCUUGGGAUUUUAUAUCAGAAUCAAGCAGUUUUAUAUUAACAUUACUGCAUUGAGUAGCAGAUGAAGUAACUGGUAGCUUGUAUAUAAAGCACCUACAUGUAGUGUACUCGAAGUGUCUUUAUGCUCAUUGGAGCAUGGGACUUGUGCUUAUCACUGCAAGUGAUUCUAAGCCAGUGGUGGGAAUUCCACUUUCAUAUGAUAGUGGCCUGAUUUCUUAUAUUGUUGUGUUAACAUAGCCAUAUUUUCAGCAUCUUGAUCUCAAGAUGCUGAUCCCAAGAUGAUGGCCUAGUGUUUCAAUGGCUAUGAGAGCAGUUAAUUCCGUUAUCCCACAGCAAUUCAAAAUUAGUUCCUUUUUCCCAUGGCGAAUUAUGCAACUUAUUGUUACGACAACACCAUUCUUGGCAUUUGUUAUUACACAGAACACACUCCAUGCUGUUAAUCCACUGGCAUUGUGCAAUCAGAGAUUAAGUGCGGUUGUGUAUUUGCUUGCAGUGCCUCACAAUGAAUAGCAAUCUUCCAGCACUGACAGCUUAAGUGGUGGUAGGUUAAAACCCUGGUGUUGUACGAGACGAUCUUGCCUAGUUUAUGCGCAUCAGUUGUACAAAGAACAAAUAAACAUCACCUGAUUUAGCCCACUUUAUAAAUCACACAUUUAGCCGGGACCUUCAAUAUCAUUGUUCGAGUCAUGUAUUAUCAUCUGGUGGAUGAUUGUCUUUUGGUAGGAUCAGUGUAGGAAUAUAGUAGCCUCAGUUUUCUGAACUGGGGACUGAAAAGGGCAUUAAUGCUUUCAUGCAUUUUCUGUUUUAUAGAUUUUAGUGGGGAGCAUUUCUCUUGGAAAUGUUAAGGUCAAUAUAUUGUAGCUCAUUUGGUAGACAUUCUCUUAUUGAGCGCAUGGAGUUUAAAUCCUGGCCAGUCUACUUAUAGCUCACUCCGCAGUCUAUACAAUGAGUACCACUACGUAUUUGGAGACUUGGUAGCCACCUUUUUCAAAGACCCUCCAUUUAUUGUAGGACACUUCACCCGCGUAGCAGCAACAAUUCUUUGAUGGGGUGUGAGAUUAAUAACGAUAAGAAAACGCACGAUAACAAUACAUGUUACACGCGUGAAGGCACAUUACACUUCCGAUUAGCACGAUUGGCUACAUACGCUUGGAAGGAAGUUCAACAUACAUCGUAUUAUCUUCAUUGGUUCUUUAGGUAAAGUCAGGUAUGUGAUUUAUUUAAAUUUUAUUUUAUUUCUACAUACGUUACUUUACCGAAAGAACCAAUGAAUAUAGUAAUUCCUGCAGUCACGAAAGCUUAAAUUCUAUACAUAGUAUAUUUUCACGUUUCUCGCCAAGAUGUGUUGACCCUUAAAUUAUAUGUGUAUUGAGAAUGCCAAAUAGGAAUAUUCAAAAAAUGUAAUAUGCAAUUAAGAGAGGCCAGGAAAAAUUGUUAUAGUUCAAUACCAAAUGUCACUGAGAAGGGUGACACAGAUUCUACAUACACUAGUCAUGUGUUCAACGGUUUUUUCAGACCAAAACAUUCUGAACCUUAAUUUAUUUGUGAUGCACGUCUCUAAAUGUGUUAAUACAUGCAUUCCCUUUUGGCAUUCACUUCCAUUGCAUAACAUUGUCUUUUGGUCCAGCAAGGCACAAGAUGGAGUUCAUAUUUGCAUUGAUCCUGCCAACAGAUGUGUUUUUACAUUAGUCAUUGGGUUUAUUUAUAAUCAAAGCUUAAUUAGACAAUAACUCAAGAUUACUAUUUGGGUGAAAUCAGGUUAAAUAUUUGAUUUUAAUCUGUUUAUGUUGGAGAAUAAAGUAAAGACUUCCAUGCACGACCUGGAGUACUUGAUGAGACAGCCACACCUGCCAAAUGGGCCUGAAUGAGUUUAGUGACAUGAAAUAUUUUUAAAUAAUAUACAAAUUAGAGUAAUAUUUCCAGACCUCUUAAUUGUAAAAUUAAUUUAUAUUUUUCCUAAAAGUUUUUUUUUUAACGCAAGUAGUCCUGUUUUAUUUUUGUAUUGGUGAUUAUUUUUCCAAUGCUGGACUUGGCGGAAUCGUAACGUUUCAAUCAAGGGCUGAAAUGUCAGAGAUUCUAUGUAGUGACAUUAAAUACUAGUUGUGAAUGUUUAUGUAAUGAUAGCACAGACAUUUAAAAUAUGGCCUUUUUUAGUGCUAUACCAUGAGUUGUGUGGGUGUGUGCCUUCUUAAGUGGACGAUUCACUUAUACUGAUGACUUUGUUAACUGGGUUAUCUUGCAGUGCAAAUUGAGAGCAUGUGUUUUGUGUAAAUGUGACUAAUUUUUGGCUGGAGUUCAAAUAUUUUACUCUUCGAAUUCAAUCAUCUUUUUGUUGAUAAUCUUGUGAAUGGUAUAAGGGGUGGUUAGCAGUGUUUCUUUGCAUGUAUUGUGAGCUUAAUAUUGAUUAAUCAAACCUUAUUCCACCCUUGGUGUAUGGGGAAACACCUCUAUUUUGUGACAUUUUGACACAUCCACUAAUUUCCAGAACAAACCAUGAUGGGACGGUUGAUAAGCGUGGAACGGGCGGUUCACAGAGGUCGCAGCUUCACUAUGGCUGACCAAUGGGAGAUCACGGACGUAUCCAGAUGUAUUUCUCGCUGGAUUGGCUGAUGUGUACCUACUCAGGUCCCCAUGAAUCCCAUAUGUGCUAUUUAAAUCCCGAUCAUGUCCUGCUUGGUGUUGUGAGUGCGAGGUAUCACUGAAUAAGCGUCACACCGGGAUAUCCACCCGCACACACACACACACGUGCCAUUAUUUUAACUGUUUAUACUGUGAGCAUCGAUAUAGCCAUACAUGGAAAGUGGUGAGAAAUUGAAGGGGUCCCCUCGCCUGCAUGCCUCGGUCUUCAAAAAAACACCACGAUAUGGCCUUAACUAUGUAAAGUUGUGUUGGAGAUGUGUUUGCCUUCAGUUUGUAAUCGUUACCUAAUUUGAAGGUGCAGCCUCUGGCUGUUGGGUUAAACUUGCUGAGAGGGACGCUCCUUCCACUGUUUGGUCAGGGGGGGGGGGGGGGGGGGGGGGGGUCUUAUUAAAAGCUCUAUCUUGUGUUGAGCACAAGCAUUGCAUUUUGUUCAGAUAGUUCAAAGAAUACAACGCGAGGGAUGGUUAAAUCCUGCUCGAUUGUGUUGAACAAAGAUUGUGUUCGCUUCAUGCUGCCUCAUUGUACGGUCACAAUCAGAAUAUGUACGUAGUUUGUAAGCCUUGAAACAAGAUAUUGUUUUCACCACAAUGUCUAUAUUGUGAAAUUCACGUAGGCGAAAAAAAGCAUGAAACAAGAGUUUACAUUCUAUCGACACGGCUCCAUUUACUGCAAAUGAAGGCGAUUUUGCGUUCUGCAAGCUACGUUUUCUUGUGGUCUUCAGAAUCCAUAUUGUUUAUUCUUCAUACCAGAAUUGGUAUUAUAUAUUCCACGAUCAAAUAAAUGUAUUAGUUUAUUGCAUCAAACAACAAACCGCUGGGCUCCACUCAGCUAUUCAUCAAGCCUAGUGUUGAGCUGGAUGGGGGUUUUUUUCCCGCCUCAAUUCAACAUUGUGUUACAGCAGUGGGUUCCAUGCCUAAGAGGCCCUGUUUAACGUAGAGCUCUCACCAUCACAGGGGCAACUGUAAUGGGAGACGGGGUUUUAGUUUUUGUCGUUCACUCCACCCCCCCAUUGCCCACGGUGGGCGUGGGCGGCAGUUGGCUCCGUAAAUUUAGCUCGGGCCCCCCCCCCCCCCCCCCUGGUCUCGGCAGCGAGGCUGGAGGUGCUCAGCUGCUCAUCGCUCCGAAAGAUAGUGCACGCGGCCUCCGCAUCGUGUUUUAUACGGAAACCCUAUGGUACCUGUCGUGAGUUGGACUGCCAAAUUGUAGACGAGGAGGAGACGGUCGAUCGUUAACCCCCUCCCAUCAACCCCCGUCUGUAAUGUCAGCAGUGUUGUGUGCGCGUGUGUGGAGUGUUGUGGUACGUGACAUGCACAGGUCGAAUGCUUUUUACCACAGUGAUUUUAAAUAUGGCAAAGAGAUUAUAAUAGCCUGUUGUAUUUAAAUGGUUCCUACUAUGAUAGCUUUAAAACCUUGUUUCCACUAAUCUAUGCAGCUAAGUGCUUAUAUGUUUGGUAUUUGUGCAUACCUUCCAUGUUUUAAGGCUCUGAUUGUUGAUGGGGGUGGGGGGUGAAAGAGAUCAAAAUUUUUAAAUUAAAUGUUGCAGUAAAACAUGAAUUAUUUGAAAAAGUUGUGAUGUUUACGGUGUUCAAAUCAGGAACUUGGUUGAAUCCCAUGCGUUGUAAUCCCACUCGUAAUUUUUUUUUGUAAGCUUGGCAUGUGUGUUCUUUUUAAAAGGUUACAUAUUGUCAAGAUUUUCAGCAGUACAAUGUGAAAUGGUGUUAAUAUAAUUAAGCAUUUUCAGCAUGAAAGAACCUUUACUUUAAAUACACCCAACUCUAAAACAACACCCAAUUGUGUUGCUGUGAGUUUGUUUCACACGGAAGAAACGUGACACCUUUCAGAAACAAUGUCGAUUGCGAUAGUGUGUCAUCUCGCCAAACAAUCGAAUUACACGUUGAACUGGUGAAAUGCGUGGAGAUCACAGAUACAACUCUUAACACGUGUGAACAAUCUGAUGUAGGCAUUUUAGAAAACUGACCGUGGUAUGCAAAAAAAGGAAUAACUAAUCUACUUUUGCAAGAUGUUUGGGUAUUUCCCGUGAUGCCAAGCACCCUGAAUGUUUUGCAUCGUACACUUGGCAAAUUAAUUCCUUUUAGCAUCCCCGGCACCAGAAGGUGCUAAUUUCGUGCUAGUCCUUGCCAUGUACUGAUUAGUAACAAAACCUGUUGUUUAAGAAUAUCGUUAAAAACCAUUUGAACCUGGUAUGUAUGUUUGUAUGUGGAACAUCUUUCGCACCGUACGUAGCCAACUGCUAAUCGGAGGUGCGGUCCAUGUAAGCUGUGCAUAAACUAAAUCCAUAAGCUUAGGGCAUCUUCAUAUGUUAUAAAUUUAAAUCCAUGAAUGGUGUAUCAUAUGCAAUGUUCUCUAUAUUUAAAUCAGGUCCAUACUCUUUGGUAAAGUCAUGUAACUUUACCGAAUAGAACCAAAGAGUAUGGACCCUUGCAGUCACGAAAGCUUCAAAUCUAGAAUUAAAUCAGGUCGUUUAUAAAGUUUGUAUAUGUUCAAUAUUUUCAAGUGGCAAGAUCUGAAUCCUGACCAAAACUGGCAUCUGCCCAUCUUCAAACACGUUUAUUCAUUUGUUGGGACGAUGCAAACUGAGCAAUAUAAAUCAAUUGUUGUUUACCUGGUGGCGGUAACCCUGUUGUUGAGUUAUCUAUUGCAUGGAAUAUAUUUCCUGAGGGUGUGGUUCAAAAACAUUGGAAUGUUAAACCUCGUGAAAUAAAUAAUAUGUUUGGUUAUCAA